This is a messenger RNA of Girardinichthys multiradiatus, 8173 nucleotides long. It is a transcript of the gene il34, whose product is annotated as interleukin 34. The transcript has 8 exons. NCBI's taxonomy places the organism in Eukaryota, Metazoa, Chordata, Actinopteri, Cyprinodontiformes, Goodeidae. Gene Ontology annotation, biological process: positive regulation of protein phosphorylation; positive regulation of cell population proliferation; positive regulation of monocyte differentiation. Gene Ontology annotation, molecular function: cytokine activity; macrophage colony-stimulating factor receptor binding. The record is from RefSeq and is a predicted model, not a curated record. The coding region runs from base 500 to 1165 and encodes 221 amino acids.
AGCUGCAGGCUCCCUGUUGCGCACUUGGCGGAACUUACAAUCAGAGCGCGGCGGCUCCACGCGUGGACUGAACUAAAAAUGAGAUUCCCACGCUGAUAUUUACGCUCAGCUCUGUGAAUGGAUUCCUAUCGAUCCGCUUUAAUGAACGGAGAUCAAUCCAGCCGGUGCGUCUGAGUGCACAGAGACUUUACGCAUCCCCGGAGCGCAGCGGGACAGUCGAGGUGCUGCGUCCUCUUUCGUGUUUACCUGCUCCGUGUUUUCUGGAAGGGCUUUCUGGGCGUGGAGGUGGUUCCUAAAAGACAGUCAGCAGCAAAGUCUGGAGCCGUGACCUGUCUCAGUCUGUCUGAGAGAGGCUCACCGGUGCCAUGAAGACCUGAGGCGGGGUGACCCCUAUGUGUGUCUGUCUGCACCCGAAAAAGCUGCAGACAUUGGUGUUGUGUGUACGGAUCUGUGCGAAAACACCGUGCUGAGUUUAAAGCACCGUGGAAAGCCAAACAGCAUGGUCCAAUCGUCUCUGUGCUUCCUGGGAGGCCUUUUGGGCCUGUUUCUAAUGGCUCCUGUUCUGAUGGCUUUCACGCCAGCCAGCAUGUGCACGCCCUUGAAGACACUCAACGACAGCCUCAGUCACAGGCGGCGGUACAUGAAGCACAACUUCCCCAUCAACUACUCCAUCCGAGUUCACCACAAGGAAAUCUUUAAACUGGCAAAUAUUAGCAAAAUGAUGGAAGGAUUGGAUGAGCUAGUUCUCCAGAGGCUGUGGUUUCAGGUCAACCAAGGCAUCUUAAAAAAGAUCAUCCGGGUACUGCCUGAGAGACAUCCCUCUCGUCCGUACACAGCGGAGUUAGAGAGACGGUUCAGGGAUGCUGAAGGAGUCUUUGUUCAGUCCCAUCCUGCUGAGGUGUUCCAGCAGGAGCUUCCAGAGAUGAUCCAAGACAUUUGGGAUCAGUUAACAGAGGAGCCCGGCAGGGUGCCGGAGUCCAGCUGGAGGUUUGCUUCUCCAAAAUUCCUGGUGGACAACUUGUGCCACACCAUGUACUGCCUUUUCUGGGAGUGCUUUUCCAGCACAGAAGCUUCUCAGGACUACUGUAAAGUCUCUCAUUCAAAGAAAGGCAGAAAGACGUUGAGCCAAAAAGCCGAGAUGGAUCCUACAGAGCCUACAGAGUGAUGACUUCCUUGUUCAUACUGCCCAGAGACUCCAGUGAUUAUCCCUCCUGACUUCAGGGUUCUCAGUAAAACCCAUUUCCGUCAUUUCCCAAUGUACCAAACAGAGCCAAGAUUGUUGUAUUGACAGAAAACCUUGGCACGCCUCCACUGAGAUUUGAUAGAACAUUUUGUCACGGUGAUGCCGCCGGUGAUUAAUUUCAGAGCGUAUGGACCCUCCAUGAAGCUGAAAACACAGGUAUACAUCAGGACUUCAGUUAGGAUGCUGGAUAUUUUCCCCGCUUGAGGACAUCUCUUGCUGAGGACAUGCUUCUGGUAACUCAUCUAUCAGAUGUGUUUCUGUUUUCACGUUAAUAAUGAUCAAUGCCUUAUUUUCGGAGAUGGAUUCUUUGGGAGGGAGCUUCUCACUGAGAAGCUAACAGAAAGAGGCAAACUUUGUACCAUAGCUAAACAUUCCAAUAUAUCAUGUUAUUUAAAAACAAAUGUUUUAAAGCUGUGCUACAGGCCUGGAUUGCAUAACCAAAAACUGUCCAAAAAGUAUGUUCAUUUUUAUUCGAUGUUCCGUGUAUUUAUGUUUUUUAUCUGUGCAAAGAGGAAAAAAAGUGAACUUGGUCAACUGACAGCAUAUUUAUCUUCCUUCUUUUGAACUGUGUGUUCAGUAUAAAUAUGUUUCAGUUUGUUUUUUACCAGGUAUGCCAUGAUUUGAAAAACUGUUUUGUGGAAAAUGAUGAUGAAAGAUGUAUAAUUGGCAACCGAGUCUAGUUUGAGGCUUUUGAGUUUUGAAAGGAAUCUGGAGAGGCACCAAAUUUGUGCCUUUGCGAAACAUGACGAGAGUCGAGAGUUUGGUUUUGAUACGAAAAUUAGAGAAUCUUCAAACUGAGAUUUUACUAUGAAGACAUCAGUGUUCCCUGGAAUCUCUGGCUAAGCUUUCACAACUCCUAAUCCACAAGAAACAUAUGAUGACAAAGAGCCAAGCAUACAGUGAAAUCAGAAUAAAGCAAGCAGCAGGUAAAGAGACUGUUACUUCUAUGCAAUGAGCUACAAAAGCUUUGGUUGGGCAGACUGUCACUUCCUGAGCAGAACGUUGCAGAACGUCUUUUCUAGAACAGCCUUAGAAACACCAUAAAUUCUCCAAGGCAUUGACCCACUCACUCCAUUCAUCUGAUGGAGCAUUAAGCCAAGACCCACAGAGUACCCAAAGUAGUAGCUGUCAACUUCCCAGAAUUACUUCACAGGAACCAUCUCGGAGGUCCGAGUCCAGAGGUGUUAAGAACUGUUUUUAACUACCUAUGUAGUUACAGAGAAGGUUUUUUUAAGGCUACCAUGAGGCUGGUUGUUGAUGGUGUAAGGCGCAACCUGGCUGUUUCAAGUUUCAAAGAUUUUAAUUUUAGAUCUUUUUAAAGAUCAAUCUCAUCAUGCAAUGUAACCCUGGUCAUUUAGGUUCCUAAUGAAUUCAGAAGUCCCUGAAAACAUCCAGUGACUUACUUCAGACCAGACUUUAGUUAAUGGGUGUAAGAAGUAGACCCCCUUAGCAUCACAUCUGUUUCACUUUAAGUCCCCAAACAGAAUGGACAGAAGUAUUUUAUAUAUAACACGUUAUAACUCUAAAACCCAGGCACCUUCAUUUACCCUGGCUGUUUUUUGUCAGUGUUUAUAGUUUUUUGUUUUUUUUUUUGGCCAUUACGUCAGCAGACCCAGAGGUGUAACUCCACCCACCGCAGCCGUGUCAACGACAGCAACUCACACAUUUAAAGAGAUUUUGCUGAUGUGGACUUCUGUGUUUGCUCACUUCUGAGGCGAGAGCAGAGACGGCUUUCAUUAAAACGCGAUGGUUCAGCCAUAAACUUGUAAUCAUUUCACAGCGCUUACACUAUGGAACUGAAUUAUAAUCACCCCAAAGUCAGAGGAAGAUUUUCAAAUUCACUGAUGUUUAGUUAAAAAAGCCUGAAAGGGGUGUAUCAAAGGAACAUAAGACCAGCAGCAGCGCCUUGAUUGAUUCAUGAUGCACAGGGUUUGUGGUUGCUGUAAACGGAGACCGACUAUUUAAAAUCUGACAGUUAAAGUUACAAUAAUUUAAGAUGAUAUGACUAAAUCAUAAUGCUGAAAAAAAUUUCAACCAAAUCGAAAUACUUUGCACUCUUUCCUAACAGGACUCCAACCAAAAUUGUCUGGUAAAUACAAAAAGUACAAACUCUCUCUCUAUAUAUAUGGGCUUUCUUAGGGGAUAAAUUCCUGCCCUGGUCAAUUAUUUUUACCCUCCUUAAUGCGGUGGAAACACAGGGGGGUAAAAUGGCCCAGGAAAACUACUCUGGUUCCUGGAAAAUGUUCCUGCUGUGGAAACGUCCCUUUACCUUUUAGAUUCUGUUUUACACGUUGGCCCUUAUUUUGGAGUCGGAAGGAGCAGUGGUUGACCUGGACUACUGUUAAAUGGGACGUCCUUUUUGGAAAUCCAUCCAGCAUCGGGUGGCGCUGAUCCGACCAUUUCUUUCUGAAGUUCCAGUAUGCCGUCCUCAUUUAUAAUCUCUGGCAUAUUUUUGUGAUUGACUGCAACAUAAUAAAGAAAUACAGGAAAACAAAGAGGUGAUCAAUACCUAGAAAUGCUGGUAGACCGCAAUGAACUAAAUGAAGCAGGUGUGGAAAAAUGAUGGCUUGCUUUACUUUUUCUGCAUAGCAUAGCACCCUGAGAUUGCUUUUGUUCUCAUUGACGCUAUAUAAAGAAACUAAAUUAGACUGAAUUAAAUGACGACUCAUUUUUUCUAACUAGACACCUGCUGUUUGGAAUUUAUUUGUGGGGUAAUAUAUCCCGGUCCCGUUGCUCUCCCGCUACAAAACAACAGUAAACUUAGGAACGGGGAUAGGUCUGACAUCAGAUCAUCAAUUUAUUGGUCACUUGCUUCACUGUGCUCAAAUAUAUUCUGCUGACAAGUGUAGAAAGGUUACACUUUUAUAGAAACUGUAAAAGAUUUGGGCGUUUUUCCCACAGAUCCAUUUAGCGUUGCACGGGGCUGGUGGCUAUUUUAAGCUUUUAUUGGGCAGGAGGCGGGGUACACCACAGAGAGGUGAUGCCGGUCUGUCACAGGGCAACACAAAGACACACAGGACAAACAACCCUGAACCAAACUCUCAUACCUAAGGGCAGUCAUGUCUACUGAAUGUGGGGAGAAGGCCAGAGUACCUGGAGAGAACCCACACAUGCACGGGGAGAACAUGCAAACUUCAUGCAUACUUCAUACUUUUAAUUAAUCUGACCUACCUGUGAAAGAUUCUGCUUAAAGCUGGCAGUUUGCUUGUUUAUUUCACUUCAAGUCCUGAGCCAAUCUGGCAGUAAACGUUCUGACUUAAUGCACACAGACAAAAAGGCAAAAGGUCAAUCUGUACAUGGAGCCAGUAAAUUUGUAACAUCUGGGCUGAGAACAUUGGGCAGUCUGGUUUUGUCAAACCUGAUUUAACAACAUAAAAAGCUGAGAAUAAAUAUAUAAUGGUUUCCAAUCCAACUGUACAUCUCUGUGGUGUUUUACUUAAACACUCUGGAUGACAGUAAGUCAAAAACCCAGUGACUGCGUAUAUUAGAUCGUAAUCUUUGAUUGGGACGUGGAAGAAAUCCAGAUUAAUGUUUCUCAGUGUUUUUACCUCAAAAGCAUGACAAGUUUGUUGUUAAUGAGGUUUACUCUUCAUGAUCAAACAAAGUGAUAGUUUUCUACUUAAAUACAUGCUGAAAUAUCCUGUUAAUUUAUGUGCAAGAUGUCAUGCUCCAUGAAUGUCAUUAAUUUGAGACUUUAUUUAUUAAAAUUUUUUAUUUCAAUGUACAAAAGCAAUGAUUUUUAAAACCAAAAACUUGAUGUGCAAGACUAAAUUCAUUGUGGAUUUUGAGUAAUUAACACAGCUUUAAAAAUUCUACAUACAAGCUCAAAUAUAUACAUACACCCCUACAACCGCAGGCUUUUUGUAGCCAUUAACAAGCUUCUGGCAUCAUUCUGGGUGGAUAUUUGACCACUCUUGAGUUAGCAGAGCCCAUUUUUUAAACUUGUUGGUUUCCUGAGACAGACUCCGUUUUUUUGACACAGUCCACACAUUUUUAUCAGAGAUAAGGUCAGCGCUUCGGGAAGGCCGUUCCUGUAGCUGAAUGUAAUCCUGCCUUAUCCAUUCAAAAACCAGUUUGAAUGUGUGUUUGGGAUUAUGGUCCUGUUGGAACAACCAGUUGUGUCCACUUUUCAAUCUAACUCAGGGUAGCCCAAGUCCAGUCCUUAACAGCUAGUAUCCUGCAACUUCUGGAUGCAUCUCUUGUCACAACUGAAUCACAUGGAUAAAUUCCUUCAUCAGCAUCUCAUUUAGCUCUGCAGAGGUCCAAUAACAAACCAUUCAUUUGAUUCAGAUGUGGUGAAGUUAGAAGAAUUUGGAGAUAGUUCUCCACUGGGAGCUAAAAAGCCCCCCAGUACAGUGUUGCCAUCACCAUGCUUGAACAGUGUUCUUUGGCUUGAUAGCCUGAUCUUGACACCUACUUCUUGUCAUUGUGGCUAAACAGCUCAAUCUGUCUUGAUUCGCUAUAAAACUUUUCUCCAGGAUCAACUCGCCUGUCCAUGUAGGCAGCUUCGUAUUUCAGUCUGGCUUGAUGGUGUCGAUUUUAUAGCAGGAACUUUAUUCUUUGUUAGCACCCUCUAAAUCCAGGGUGAUGUUAAACGAACUUCACCGUGGAGAGUGACACUGGUGUCCCAGCAGUUUUCAGUUUAUGGCAGUCUUGAUCGGUUGUCCCUGAACCUUCAUCUGAGGGGGGACAGUUUAGGUCUUCUUCCCGACCUUGACAACAUGGUUACACAACUCCAAAAAUUGGACCUAUGUACAAUUCUUCAAUGCUCUCAUUAUGUGUAAAUACAUUCUGUUUCUCAGAUCUUCACUAAGUUAAUUUUUCCAUUGUUCUGCGAAUUCUUUACUCCACUGAGUUCCUUUUCUGCUUCUAAAAAGAAACUACUUGCUACAUUCAGUCAAAAUCACCAACCAGAGAUUACUAGGCUUUGGCCCUUUCAAGUAAGAAGACGUUUUAAAACUUUCAGCUCAAGUUAUUAAAAGAUCUGAGUGGAUGUAUGUGUAUAAUUGAGCCUCUCACUGUGUUAAAUCAUAGAAAUUCAAACAUUUCAUGUUUUUCAAUAUUGUUGCAGUUGUGUGUGGUAUAAGCAAUGCAUCCUGCAAAAAGAAUGGUAUAAAUAAAUCUUUAAAGCAUAAAGGUGACAUUAGUGUCCACAUGGACCACAUUAUGUGUAGUAAACCAAACCUAAAUCAUAAUACCGUCACCACUAUGUUACACAGAUGGUUUUCUUUUUAUUGUUUCAGUUUCCAUAUUAACAGUAAAGUAGCACCCCUGUUUUUUACAUAAACUGUGGUAUUGAUUCACACCUGAGUGUGAACUAACUCAAGGAACACAUCUUGCUGUAUUUACCUCAAAUUCAUCUCUGGUCUUAGAGGGUCAUUAACUUUUUGCUUGCUAUCAAUGAUGGUUAUUUGGUAUGAUAAACUAGGAUUGUAAAAAAUUAUACUUUAACAAAUUGAUUACUUAGGUAAAUUUUUGUAUGCAUGACAGAAGUCACCUCAAGAUGAUUUAGGACAGAUAAACAGGUGUAUUUCACAUAAUUAUUAAUCCAAUUUACUCUUUUAGAUCAUUGCUCCACAAGACCUACUUCACAACAUCUGAAAUAAUGACCUCAAAGUUAGCUGUUUUUUGUUUUUGUUUAUUAGAUUAAAUUGGGUUUUUUAUUGAAAGGUUAUGAACAGAGGAAUGCUUGCAGUGAAAAUACAAAGCAAUUCAUUGCAUCCUGAGAAUAAAACAUUUACUGACAAAAGCAGUCCAGUACCACGUUAAGCACUCUGAAGGCUUGGUGCACAUGUUUGUCCACAUGUAGACGAGCAAUGAGAAUGUAGAUGAUUUUUAAGGAGCAUAUGCACCUAGAAUGGCCACCAGAAGGCGUGGGGAGUGUCAUCAACAUGGUUACAGGCAGUUACUGGAGCGUCCAAAGGUCAGUCAGAACAGAGAGUGAUCCGUACCAGCUCUAUGUGCGUAAUCUCCAUCCACAACGCCUGCAUGGGGACCACCCUGCAUCCAAAUGGGGCCAUUCGGUGUGAGCGAUUAAUUGUUUUUAUCCGUUACAAAUAGGAUUUAUUGGAGCAACUAAAAUCUUUUUGAGUUUAGUUUUUUUUGAAGACUCGCAGCUGCAGGAGACUGGUUUUAGUUUCAUCCUCAGACAAACAGGAGGCUAAACGGUGGAAUCAUGUUGUUAUUGGAUGUCUUGCAGUGGCACAGAUGUUAACUUGAGGCACAUGGUUAAUUUCCUGUAACUCCUGUCAAGAUGGUUUGUUUAUGCUUGGAUUACCCCCGUGUAACUCUUUGGUUCACUUGGUUUUUUAUUUCUCACAGUUUGAAGCAGAGCUGCCUUUAAAAAUCCCUGCUCACAAAAACCACAACGGUUUAGGUUUCAAGACUGCAGUUGGAAAUAAGUUGAUUAGAAAUGCGUUUCUUGUUCAAUUCAAGUCAUUUUAAACACCUUUCAGCUUCACAUUUCGCAUAAAAGUUUGGAUUAAAUUCUAAUCUAGGAAAUGCUUCUUUUUGCAUAAAGUCGAUGCAGUUAGUUUUGCAGGUCUAAUCACGUUGUUUUUUCAACAGCUGGGGGUAUUUAAAGCUGGUUCCCAUAUGUAAGAAAACGUGACAAUGUGCACAACAAAUUAUAUGUCUGUAUAUUUCCAAAUAAAAUGAUCUGAGUGCUUGUUUUUUUUUUUUUGUGCUUCAGAAAUCAGAUGUAACUGUGGGGUUCUGUUUAUGUAACGGCAGGAGCAGCUGGUUUCUCUGUGGUGAUGACAAAGUGACAACAGAAAAAAAACUACAAAUACAUAGAUGUUUGUGGUCUCACAGAUUUUUGUUUCCUACACAAGAUAUUGAAUAUUUAUUUUUUGCAAGUAGUGUAUAAUGCUUUGUGACAGUUCUUUUAUGAAAUAAAUAUGAAAAUAAAUCAAUAUUUUUAUCAUCUAA